Molecule: messenger RNA, 3382 nt
Organism: Neocloeon triangulifer
Lineage: Eukaryota; Metazoa; Arthropoda; Insecta; Ephemeroptera; Baetidae
Gene: Sardh
Product: sarcosine dehydrogenase, mitochondrial
Exons: 17
Coding region: 174-2864 (896 amino acids)
Cellular component (GO): mitochondrion
Molecular function (GO): protein binding; oxidoreductase activity
Source: RefSeq, a predicted model, not a curated record
AGCGCACCGAUCAUCUUAAGUUAGUCUCAUUUGCCGAGUCGUCGAGAGCGGCGAAUUGGUCCGACGAUCGGCGGACAGCGGGUGACCUUCGACGCCACCGACCAGUAUAUGAGAGACGCACAAUUUACAUUUGCAUGCAUAAAUAAUACAGCAGCUGAAGAUCAAGAAAAAUAAUGUUACGAGCAACUCGUUUGAAGUGGGCUAAGUCGGUCCUAGCAAGGCAGAACAAGAAUUGCCUUGUGAGGUCGAUAGCGACAGUCCCAGAGAGUCACCAAGAACCCAUUGAGACGCCUACAGUGCCAGAGACUGCUGAUGUAGUUAUUAUUGGUGGUGGUUCAGCAGGAUGCAACACGCUGUACCAACUAGCGCGGCGUGGUGUGCGAGCCGUGCUGUUGGAAAAGUCGCGACUUACUGCCGGCACCACAUGGCACACUGCCGGCCUGAUUUGGCGCUUGCGACCCAACGACGUUGAAAUCCAACUUUUGGCCACCACGAGGGACCUACUGAUGAGACUUGAGUCCGAGACCGGUGUCGACCCUGGCUGGAUUAACAACGGCGGCCUUUUCAUCGCCCAUUCUAAAGAGCGUCUGGACGAGUACCGGCGGUUGGCAACGGCGGGCAGGUAUUUUGGAAUUGAGUCGCAAAUGCUGAGUGCCGCCGAGACCAGUCAGCUCUUCCCUCUGAUCGACGAAAAGGCCCUUUAUGGUGCUCUGUACAGCCCCGGGGACGGCACCGUCGACCCAACAGGCAUGUGCGCCGCCCUAACAAAGGCGGCAAGCCGCGCCGGAGGCAGGGUUAUAGAGGGUUGUCCAGUUUCGGGCAUUCAGGUAGAGCGGAACAUGUUUGGCACAAAGCAGAUCACGGCGGUAAAAACGCCCUACGGCACCAUCAAAACAGAGUGCGUUGUUAAUUGUGCCGGAGUGUGGGCGCGCGAGAUUGCCGCCAUGGUCGGUCAGCACAUUCCGUUGGUGCCGAUGAAGCACGCGUACGUGGUGACUGAGGAAGUGCCCGGUGGAGUUAGGACUUUGCCAAAUGUCAGGGAUCACGACUCGUCCGUCUACUUUAGGGUGCAAGGCGACGCCCUCUGUGUUGGAGGAUAUGAGCCAAACCCUAUCAUCCUCGACUCGGUUGCAAAAGAUUUCAUGUUUGGCCUAUAUGAAUUAGACUGGGAUGUUUUCGGCGUCCACGUGCGCGGCGCCGUGCAGCUAGCACCCCUUUUGGAAACUACGGGCAUAAAGUCGACGGUGUGCGGCCCAGAAAGUUUCACUCCCGACCAUAAACCUUUGCUCGGAGAGGACCCGAAAAUUCGCGGCUUCUUUUACGGGUGCGGGUUCAACUCGUCGGGGAUGAUGUUGGGCGGAGGUUGCGGAGAGCAGCUGGCUCAGUGGAUCAUCUACGGCCGGCCCGAAUUGGCCAUGUACGCGUACGACAUUAGACGCUUUAGCCCAGAGCAACGAAAAGCAGUGGCGUGGGCGAAGGAACGCAGUCACGAGAGCUACGCGAAAAACUACAGCAUCGUCUUCCCACACGACGAGCCUCUUGCCGGCAGAAAUUUCAAACAAGGACCCUUCCACAAGGAACUUUUGGAAGAGGGAUGCGUUUUCCAGGAGAGACUCGGCUGGGAACGAGCCGGUUGGUUCACCCUUCGAGGACCUGCCCCUGUGCCAAAGUACGACUGGUACGGCGCUUAUGGCAACUCGAAAAACCCAGCCUCCAAGUACAAAGAAUUACUUCAGGGCGACUACAGCUUUGGUCAUCCCGAGCACCACCACGUGAUUGGCCAGGAAUGCAACGCUUGUCGCAGCCAAGUGGCCCUUUUUGACAUGUCCUACUUUGGAAAACUGUACCUUAGCGGUCCUGAGGCCCAACUGGCGGCCGACUGGCUCUUCACGGCCGACACGCAACGGUCGAUCGGCAGAACCGUUUACACGUGCAGUUUGAACAAGCGAGGCGGCGUCGAGGCCGAUCUGACUGUCAGCGCCAUCGAAACAGGGCACGGUGGACAAGUUGAUCCUAUUUUUAAGGGUCGCGGAUUUUACCUUGCGGUUGGUGGUGCUUCGUCUCAACAUUCUUGGGCCCACAUCAAUUGGGUGCUCAAAGAGAGGCAGUUCAAGGCCCAAGUUUCAGAUCUGAGCGAAGGAAUGGGCCUCUUAUCUAUUCAGGGACCAAACAGCCGAGCACUUCUUCAGAAUCUGGUUGACACUGAUCUGAACAACGACUCUUUUCCCUUCUCAACCACCAAACUAGUCAAAGUUGCUGGUCACCUGUGUCGCGCCAUGAGAAUUAGCUUUGUGGGAGAACUGGGUUGGGAGCUUCACAUCCCGCUCGACUCGUGCAAAAAUGUCUACCGUGCCAUUGUGCACGAGGGAAAGAAACACGGUCUGAGGCACGCCGGUUACCGAGCGAUCGACUCGCUGAGCGCCGAAAAGGGCUUCCAUCUGUGGAACCUGGACCUCCGCUCCGACGACAACCCCCUCGAGGCCGGACUCGGCUUCACGUGCCGCAAAAGUGGCGGCGAUUACUUGGGCCGGGCCACCGUCGAGGAGGCGCGCAAAAAAGGUCUCGCCAAGAAGAGGGUUUUCUUCGAGCUCAAAGAGCAAGUGCCCGUCUGGGGGUUGGAAGCCGUCUAUAGAGACGGCGACGUUGUCGGCUACUUGCGAAGGGGUGAAUUUGGAUUCACGCUCAACGCCAGCGUUGGAUUUGGGUACAUCCGCCGUCCAGACGGUUUGCCGGUGACAAACUCGUUUGUCACAAGUGGCAGGUAUGAGAUCGAGGUGAUGGGUGAGCGCAUUCCGGCGGUGGCUCACUUGAGGAGCCCCUUCGACCCGGCUGGAAAACGAGUGCACGGGGUGUACGACGACUGAUCCCAUGCACGUGUGACGCAGUAGGUUUCGCUGCUGCCGCUUUUUCCAUUGUGUGCAGGCAGAGUGAAAAUUCAGCGCGCCUCCCACGGGAUCUCGACCCGAGGGCUUUAAUUUAAAUGGCAGCAGCUUCAACGCUCGCGGAAUGUGUGUGUAAAUAUUUGCAAGUAAAAACAUCCGUUUCGAAGGCAGCCUGGCUCGCGUUCCCAUGCGAUUUCUAUACCUUGCUAAUGCUUCACUUAUAUUCGGCGGCUCUUCGUCGGUGUGCAGGGAGGCGGAAAAUGGUCCAAAAGUCGAUUUCGUUUCCAGGGUGUUUUCAUUAAAUUCCAACAGUAAAAUAUUGUUUUAGUUUUUUACAACGUUAUUAAAAAAAUACAUUAAUUUCGUAAAUAAUAUGAAAACUGCCUUCAAAGCAUGGGAUAUUUUUGUACGAAGAGAGAUAUCAAAUGUAAUGUUAUAUUUUGAUUUUUUUAUAAUAAAAAGGCUUUUGAAAAAAUAGAACUAGAAUUACAGAUUUUACU